Molecule: messenger RNA, 1254 nt
Organism: Opisthorchis viverrini
Lineage: Eukaryota; Metazoa; Platyhelminthes; Trematoda; Opisthorchiida; Opisthorchiidae
Exons: 5
Coding region: 1-1113 (370 amino acids)
Biological process (GO): AMP phosphorylation
Cellular component (GO): cytoplasm
Molecular function (GO): ATP binding; AMP kinase activity; nucleoside diphosphate kinase activity
Source: RefSeq, a predicted model, not a curated record
AUGGGUAGCAGUGUUUUAAUUCUUCAAAAUACUAACACUCCAAGGGUUAGUGGUUUGAACCUGUAUUUUAUUUUCGUGGGCAUGUGCAGUAAACACUGCUAUCGCAGAAAACCACAGUCCGACAAAGAAGUCUUCGGAAGCCCUCCAGAAGUUAUUAAUGUACUGAAAUUUUCGGGCGCCACCAAUACUGACAGCCUUCCUUCUAAUAGUGCAAACAUGGGUGACCAAAAUGUACCAAGAUUCGUCAUUUUUGGGAAACCUUCAACCGGUAAAUCUAGGCUGGCUCAGCGUCUGUGUCAAAUUUGGAACUGCGAACACGUGAACGCUUCUGAACUGAUAUGUCGGAACAUAAGAGAGCAAACACCGAUUGGAAAUAAACUAGUGGAUAUAAUGAUUGACGGAAAAGAUUUGGAAGAUAAAAUUGUUAUCAAACUUAUAUCUGAAAAACUUCAAUCUCCUGAAUGUCACCUCAAGGGUUAUAUUCUGGAUGACUUUCCGACCAACAGCGAACAAGCCUUAUCAAUAACCGAGCAACUAGAUAUGUUGUCGGAACUCCGUCCAGAGAUCAACUGUUAUGUUUACAUCCAUGUACCUGACGAAGAGCAUCGUUCUUGUUGGUCACAGAAGCGCAUUGAUCCCGAGACAGGACUCCUUUACACUCCAGUCCCUUGUGACGGCGAUGAUGAAUGUUUAUCACCACCAUACGGUCCACAAUUUCAAUUGAAUUUUCAACCGUCUUCUAACCAGUCGUUUCAAGAGAGACUCAUAACACGGCACGAGGAGCUGCCUGAAUGUCUUGAUCAACAUUUUGAAUUCAACAGUCAAGUAAUGCGGCCUAUACUGGAUCGGUUCCUAUCCACUCAAUCCAACGUACCUUGUCUUCGAAUUCUCACUCAGUCUGAUGGUUCCGAUUCAUUUGUGAACACAGUUCGGGCACUCUAUAACAUCUCUGACCAUCCGAGACUCCGCGUUUUGGACUUAUUUGGUGAACUAGAAAUUACUGGCUUAGAUUCUGCAGAUGCUGCCGCGGAUGUGGCUAUGAAAACAAAGCAGUCCCGAUGGAAAAAAAUAAAAGACAAACUGAGGUGUCAUUCAGAAAGGACGAGUGCUUGAAAUACGGCUGAAGGAAUUUUUCUUUCGUGUUCAAAUGCCUUAUCCUUACUUUUUAUUGACGGCUUAUUUUUGUGUUUUCAGUUUUAGGAACUGUAUUUGACGUUCGAAUAUUUUUAUUUGAAUAUAAAUUUUUAGUUAACG